Molecule: messenger RNA, 1716 nt
Organism: Sporothrix schenckii 1099-18
Lineage: Eukaryota; Fungi; Ascomycota; Sordariomycetes; Ophiostomatales; Ophiostomataceae
Exons: 3
Coding region: 1-1716 (571 amino acids)
Source: RefSeq, a predicted model, not a curated record
AUGGGCCACUUCGCUUCCCCCCUGAUCAACCCCAGGUUUGUGUUUGUGUACCUUUGCAUUACGGCAACCGUUUCCAUACUCACGAAACUCAUUGUCGGACCUAUCGUUGCCGUCUACAUCUUCAUCCAUCUCUUUAUAUCCUUCGUCCGCCUCUGCACGCCCCAUAUCUCUUGGACUCGUAGCCAAAAGGUUUCUGAUCUUACCAACAUCCAGCGUCCCUCGCAACUCAAGGGCAACACGAUGGAAAACGGAACAGGCCCCCUGCCACUUUCGGUCGGGGAUACGUAUCUCUUGAGCCCUCAAAUGAGCUCCCAGUCAAGCCCGUCAUAUCAGCUCUCACAGGAGCAGGCCGAAUAUCAGCCGAGUUACCACCUUCCGCCGACACAGUUUGCACAGCAACAGUAUUACGACCACCUGCCACCUCAGACAAUAUACCCCGAGCACAUUCAGCCUCAACAAAUGCUUCAUAUUCGGCUCUUGGAAGUACAGCUCCGGCGACAAGAAAAGCAGAACACGCACCAUAAACUACCGGCCCCCCUGUCAGGCCAACAACAAGCGCAGGCCCAAAGACCGCAGCACCACGACAGCACCUCGAGUGAUAUCAGCUCGGACGAUGCAGACGACUCCGAGCAACUCAGACGAGGCAUGCAAAAAGAACUCCAAGAGCACAUAGUGCAUAUGCAGAUCCAAAAUCCUACGCCAAUCGCCUCGCCGCUGCCUACCGCAAUGUCUCAGCCAGUCCUUUCGAAUGUACCCACGCCGACGGCCUGUGCUCCACAGCAAACGUUUGACACGCAGUAUUCCUGUCCAAUGUUCACGCAGGCACCAGCACCGACGCAUAUCCGUAUGGAAGCACCGGCUGCAGUACCUCCGCAAGCUUCUGCGCAGAUGCCGCCAACAACGACAGGUGCUCAUAUGCGAGCGUCUUCACAGUUGUCUACACAAGCUUUCGCACCAGCGAAUACACCAGUACCGCCUCCGGGCCCAGUGCAUACAAAUGCACAACAAUCACAGCAGGGAUCCACGAUAUUGACCACGCGUUGUUGUCUGAAAACGUGCACCGCGACGCACUUUCCUUUGCCAGACGUUUGGGAAGUGGACGCAAGCGGCAUGCCCAUUCAAGAUAUCGAGGCUUUUGAUUUUACGACUGUGAUCUUUGAGAAAUACGACAGCUUGUUCGACCGAUUGGGUGUUGUUGACAGGGAGAUGGCAAAGCUGGGUCACCUCCUGAAAGAACGGGUUCCCAUCUUCGAGCGAAAAUCAAACAGCACGCACGGCCAGAGCAAUAAUCAGACGGCAUCUUCUGCACACAUUUCGCCACGGCCAGCAAGUGCUCCCGCCACGGCAACAUCCAUGGAGAUGCCACCACCGCCCCUGCCAUCGCCAAGUCAACAAGGAGCGGCGCCAUCUGCAACCGCCACGGACGAGCGGGUGGGGCGACUCUUCAAAAAAGCGAGGGACACGUACCUGCGCAACGUGGAGAUUCUAGCCGCAAAGACACGCAGCAGUGCUGAGAUGAUGGAAGAAGACGAGGAUGAGCAGGCGGAGACCACCAACUCGUAUGCGUACAGGAGUUCCUUUUUGGAAAUAGACAGACGGCGCCUUGUAAAACUCUGGACGGAGAGAAUUGAGCUUCUGGACAAGCUCACCGACGUCGAGAAGGAGUUGGCGGACGCGAGAGACAAUGGGCUGAUGCCUUGGGCGAAGGCUUCUUGA